Molecule: messenger RNA, 1205 nt
Organism: Eruca vesicaria subsp. sativa (arugula)
Lineage: Eukaryota; Viridiplantae; Streptophyta; Magnoliopsida; Brassicales; Brassicaceae
Source: the annotation of a GenBank genome assembly
CUUGACUUCUACCCAGAGAGAAUGCGACGAGACAGAGGACAAAAGCAUCGAAAGAAUAAAAAGGCAAAAACUUGCUUAAUGGUUGAUGGAAAAAAGAUAGGUGAGGUGGGCCGUAUAAUUGGAGUCCAAAAACAAUAAAAUAAAACGAUAUAAUACUUUCCUGUCUCCUCCUCCUUAUCUCAAGAAUAAUUAUAAACUUAAAAAAAAAAAAAACAAUAACAAAAGACUGUUCAUCCUCGUCUCUCCCAAGAAGAAAUCAAUCAUGCAAAUGAAGAAGAAAGGUAAAGUCUACCCAUCUCCACCAUCAUCAUCUCACUACCUCAACGAAGAUGAGUCUCUCUCUGUGUUGAGACUUCUCCCAGCUACAAUCUUGGUUCUAGUUUCUGUUCUCUCAACCGAAGACAGAGAAGUUCUUGCUUACUUGAUCACAAGAGGAAACUGUGGAAGAACCUCGAAGACAGCGAAGAAGAACAAAACUAGCAGAAACCACCACAAGCCUCCUGUUUUCGACUGUGAGUGUUUCGAUUGUUACACUAACUACUGGUUCCGUUGGGAUUCAUCUCCUAACCGCGAGCUUAUCCACCAAAUCAUCGAGGCCUUUGAGAAUCACCAUACCGGCGGGGAAAACUCGGUUUCGAAGAAUAAAUCUAAAAGAGGUAAUAAGAAGAAAGAGAAACCGGGUCGUCGGGUGGGUGAGAAUGAUAAUAAACCGGUCGUGGAGGUUGUGUCAGUGUCUGAGAGCCACGUGUCAACUCCAGAUAAGUCUCCGGAGAGAUUAAAUGAAGCUGAGGUGGUGAAACGAGAGCCGCGAGAUGAGGUUGUUAAUGAAGAGGAAGAAUCGACAGUGGAGAAUCCGGGGGUAGCUGAGACGGGGCAUAAGGGAUUAGCGAGGAAGGUGUUACCGGACGUGUUGGGUCUGCUUAAUUCCAGUUUUUGGCGACUUUGGAAUCCGACCGCUUAAAAGCAUCAAUCGACUCAAAGUUUAUGCUUUUUUUUUUCUGAUGUUUUUCAUAAGAAAAAAGAUAACCCAAUCUCCAUGCUUUUAUUUUUUCUUUCGUUCAUGUCUUUUAAAAAAAUAUAUCAAUCACUAUGUUUGAUAUUCUUGGUUGAAAAAAAAAUGCAGGCAUUAUCUUUUUUUUUAUGUUCAUUAAAUUAUCUAAAAUGUUCAAAUCUUUAAGUUUAUCAAAUGUAUUCAGUGUUUAGUA